Fukomys damarensis (Damara mole-rat) is the source of this 2575-nucleotide messenger RNA. It is a transcript of the gene Syce2, whose product is annotated as synaptonemal complex central element protein 2. The transcript is spliced from 5 exons. Gene Ontology annotation, cellular component: central element. The record is from RefSeq and is a predicted model, not a curated record. The coding region runs from base 1878 to 2420 and encodes 180 amino acids. Lineage: Eukaryota; Metazoa; Chordata; Mammalia; Rodentia; Bathyergidae. Gene Ontology annotation, biological process: synaptonemal complex assembly.
UUUUUUUUUUUAAAUCCUCAUGUUCAAAACCAGUGAGGCCUCACUGAUAUAGCUCAGUGGUACUGCACCUGCCUCACAAGCUCAAGGUCCAGAAUUCGAUCCCCAGUAUCCAAAACAAAAUAAAAACAGUGGGACAGGAAGAUGCAAGAUGCGUUUAAGAAAAUGCUAAUGUACUACUCAUUGAACCCUUGUUAUGUGCCAGCUGUUCUAUCCCUGAAACCUUCAAAGUAGCUAGGUGUUGGAGAUUUUUAUCACCUGAGGCAUAGAUGAAAAUGGGUUUGGAGAUUGAAGGGCAGUUUUGUAUUUUGAGGGUUUUUUUUUUGGUACCAGGGAUCGAACUUGGGUCCUUGCUCUUGUGAGGCAGGCGGCGGAACCACUGAGCUAAAUCCCAGGACCUGAAGGGCAGUUUUAUGAUCACCCAGAUGGUUGAGUCCAGAUUUAAACUUAGCCUUUCUUUCCUUCUUUAUUUUGGUACCAGGGAUCAAACAUAGGUCCUUGCACUUUCGAGGCAGGCAGCAGAACCACUGAGCUAAAUCCCAGGCCCCUUAAACUUAACCUUUUUCACCAUGUCCACAUCUAGAUGUGCUCUAGGGGGCGGGGGAUUUGGCUCAGUAGUUCCACUGCCUGCCUCGCAAGUGCAAGGACCCAAGUUCCAUCCCUGGUACCAGAAAAAAAAAAAAAUGCGCUCUAGUUGGAGUGUGGUUGGGGGCACAGCCUGAUGGUUGGACCGGCCGGGUGUGGUGGUACACACCUGUGAUCACAGCACUUCGGAGGCUGUGGUGGGACAAUCCCAGGUUCGAAGCCAAUGUGGAGAAGGGUUGGACAGGAUGAAGAAUUCUUGCUACCUUCCUUAUAAGGACACCGUGGCAGCCGUACCUCCCAGUCAAUCAAAGCAGAGUCUGAAAGCCUUACAUUUAGCAGCCUGAGCCUGCUUGACUAUCCAACCCAGCCUUCCCUGGUCCCUGCUCUGCUGCCAGGGGUCCUCCUAGCUAAUGCCUCACACUGAACUUAUGGUGAGGGCCUUAGCACACACUCAAAUCUCUUAGCCAUUUGUUUUUGUUGCUAGAAACCAGGGCCUUGCACACAGAAGGACAGUGCUGUACCAUGAGCUAUAUCGCAAGCCCCUCAUCCGCUUAAGACAAAGUCUUCUAUGUUGCCCAGCCUGGCUUGGAAAUACUGAGCUGAAGUGAUCUUUCUGCUUCAGCCUCCCUAGUGGUGUGGAAUACAGGCUCUCUAUCCGAGGCCAUCCUUUUUUGUUUUUGCUGAAUUGGCUCAUUCAGUAGCCAGAGUUCUUUUUAAAUGCCAAUCAUGGUUGUUACCGUGUAGUUAACUGCUGUUACUAACACAUGCCACCCUGUAGACUUCACUUUCCUUUAAAGAGCUUCUACUUUUGGAACAAAGUUGCACAAACUGAUUCAAAGUAGUGAAUGAAGACUUUUAUGAGGGAAAUAGUUGUAGUGGUAAUCAGGGAUGGCAGGAUUUGAAAGGCAGCCCUCCAUACGCUGAGGCAGGAGGAUCUCGAGUUCAGAGGCAGUUUGGAUUAUAUACACUCGCAAAACGAACAAGAUCAGAAUUUUGUACCUGAAAGAUUUCUCCAGAGUGGGUGGACUGAUCUACAGAAUGAAUGAACAGACCACCCCUGGUCACCACCCAGCAUGGAGCUCCGUACACGCGCACACGCUGGGCUGAUCCUUUCCUCUGGGUGGUGUCGGCUGCGCGAGCAACCUCUGGACCUUUCAACAGCCGCUUAACACCUGGCCCCGCCCCUUGCGGCGACCCUCUCGCUCCGGGGGCGGGGCCUGGAGCACGUUCGGAAGCGCGCGCCACGGGCAGGUUAUACGCAUGCGCAGAAGGCGCGAGCGCGAAGGCGGGAAAAGAUGGAGCGACUCGAAGCAGACCAGGCCCGUGCAGAGUUGAGUGACCAGGCGUUGCCGGCCGUGGCGGAGGGUGAGGAGCAGCUAAUCUGUGAGGACAGCUGCGCCACCGAGAAACCCGGCGGGGGCUUGGCGAGUGCCUGCCACCAACUGCCAGUGCUGGAAGCAAAGUCAGGACUCUGCUUUUCCUCUCUGCACUCAAGGAUCGACAUUUUGAAGAAGAGAGCCCAGGACCUGAUUGAAAACAUCAAUGAGAACAGGCAGAAGGACCAUGCACUCAUGACCAACUUCAGGGACAGCCUCAAGGUCAAGGUCUCAAAUCUGACAGAGAAGUUAGAGGACAGGAUAUACCAGGUUUACAGCUACGACAGCAAGAUCAUUCAGGAAAGAUUGGAGGAAUUCACCCAGAAAAUGCUGCAGAUCAGCCACCUGGAGAUGGAGCUCAAAGAAGCAUGCCACACUGUGGAGUCUGUGUACAGGGACCUGUGCAUGCAGCCUGAGGCAACCACUUUAGAAGAGCAGACCUACAAAGAUCUUGAAUGCUAACAGAUGGCUGGGAGAUUUGCCUCCUAGUAACAGCCACCCAGAGACGGCUCGGAGCCCACCUUCAAGCCACACUGAGAUUGUUUUCUACAGUUCUAUAGUUCUAUAUUGCAAAUAGGCAAAAGCAAAACAAAACAACAAAAAAAAAAUAAAGUUCU